Messenger RNA from Ordospora pajunii, 2008 nucleotides. Its product is annotated as mutS-like mismatch repair ATPase. NCBI's taxonomy places the organism in Eukaryota, Fungi, Microsporidia, Ordosporidae. The record is from RefSeq and is a predicted model, not a curated record. The transcript has a single exon. Gene Ontology annotation, molecular function: ATP binding; mismatched DNA binding; ATP-dependent DNA damage sensor activity. Gene Ontology annotation, biological process: mismatch repair. Gene Ontology annotation, cellular component: nucleus; MutSalpha complex. The annotation marks the transcript as partial.
AUGAGGGGGAAAAAGACGCUACUGGAAUACUUCGAUAUGUCCAGUGAGAGAUCCGUUAGUGUGAAUACUGGCACACCAGAUGCAGAUCUGCAUGAUGAAUAUGACUACACAAGCACCAACUUUGAAAACCUUGAGCAGAAUGUAAAGAGAAUUUGUAAAGACACUGAUAACUUUGAAAUAAACAGCACCAUAGCUGAAGACACGAAACUCAAGCACAGGCACAAUCACACGGGCAUGAGCAUGGGUAGUGUGUGCAUUCUCAAAGACAACAUGCUUGACGAUAUGCUUGGCAAUCCACUUGAUGCAAGCAACACGAAUAAAAUGAGUGCUGAGAGCAUAGGAAGAUAUGGAUUUCUUGCUGAAGUUAGGGAUAAGGAUGGAAGGAAAAAGGGAGAUGAGGGAUACGAUGAAUCAACACUGCUGAUACCUGAGGAUGAGUAUGCAAAGCUCAGUCCAUUUGAGAAGCAGUUCUGGAGUAUCAAGAAGGACCACUUCGACACUGUGGUGUUUUUCAAGAAAGGCAAGUUCUAUGAGCUAUAUGAGGACGACGCUCUUAUUGGAGCAAGGCUGUUUGAUAUGAAGGUGACGGGCAGGGUCAACAUGAGGAUGUCUGGAUUUCCUGAGGGAAGCCUUGACUACUGGGCAAAGAGGUUUUUAGAAAAUGGAUACAAAAUAGCAAGGGUUGAGCAGAGUGAAAACAUGAUUGGAAAGCAGAUCAGGGAGCGAAGCGAGAAGGAGGAGAAGCGAGGGAAUGCAGCGAAUGAAAAGAUCAUUCAUAGAGAGUUGAAGGAGGUUAUCACACAGGGAACAAUAUAUAGUGUGGAUCACAUGAAGUCUGUAAUGCCAGUGUAUUUGAUGAGUGUUGCAGAAGAUGAUACCUGCUAUGCUAGAAGCUGCGGAGGAAAGAUACAUGUUUCUAUGAUGCUAUAUGAUGCAAGCAUUGGAGAUGUGUAUUUGUCGUCGUUUUGCGAUGAUGAGGAGCGGCAUGUGCUCAAGACAAUACUGGCACAGUAUGAUGUGCGCGAGAUGAUAUCGAGAUAUGGAAUAGAUGGGAUUCCCAGGAUCGUGCCUGCUUGCACAAUGGCGGCGUGUGGACGGAAGCACGUGUUUGAGAAUGAACGUGAGCGUAUGUGCUUUAUGUACAUGCAGAACUACAUGGUAAGGCUGAAAAGGCCGAAUGCCUUGGAUGAUGUCCGGAUUCAGCGGCUUGGCGAAGGUCGUAGAAGGAUGGUGAUUGAUGGGAAUGUGCUAAGAAGUAUGGAGGUGUUCAGCAAUAGCUACGAUGGAGGAGUGGAGAAGACCUUGUUUAAUGCAGUGAACUUCUGUGUUACUGCAUUUGGGCAGAGACUGCUGAGAAGGUGGAUUAUGCAGCCUUUGAUGGAAGAGGCAGAGAUAGUAGAAAGGCAGGCCAUGGGUAGGGCGAUGAAGAGAAUGGACAUUGAGUUUUUGAGGAAAGGCAUGAAGAUGAUUGGAGAUGGAGAAAGGCUGAUGGCGAGGCUUUACAAUGGAAGUCCAAGGGCUAACGAUUUGAACAGAUUUCUUACAUGUGUUGAUAGCAGCAGGGAGUUUUUAAUGGCACUGCUGAGGAGUGUUGAGUCUGUGGCAGUGGAUGGAAAUGAUUUAGAGUGCACGGUGAUGCAGCGAGUAAAGAGCGUGUGUGCAGAGCAUGUGAAGCAUAUUAACGAAGUGCUUGAGAUGCAUAGGCAGAAGUACGAGGUGAGUGAAACGGAUAUAGAUGUUGGGAAAGAAGACGACGAGGAGCUGAGCAUGCUUGUGAAUGAAAAGCGUGCAAUUGAGGAUGAGCUGAGUGUGUAUUUAGAGAGGCAGAGGGUAUUGCUGAGGAGCAAAGACAUCAGAUUCAGAGAUAUAGGCAAGGAUGUGUUUCAGAUUGAGGUGCCCAAGGAUAUUUCUGUUACUUCUGGCUAUGUGAUUUUUUCAUCAACAAAGAGCGUUAAUAGAUACUACACAGACGAUCUUCGAAGGCUGAUCAGCAGGCAUAACGAAUGUG